UGCUGGUUUAGGUUUGUGCUGCUGCUGCUGCUCAUGCUGCGGGGUUCAGGAUGGGAUAGUCUCGUCAUGUGCAUGUGGCUCCGGCCGUCGAUAGAGCUUGAUUCAGACCGGGACUCGGGACGCCGCGUGGGUCUAACCAGCAGGCAGACUUUGGACACCUCCAUGUCGACGGAAGAAGGAGUCGUCCGUGUACAUCUUUUGACACAUCCAUCCUUGGAAAGUCACCGUUUUGGCCCCAUGGAGAACAGAAUUUCCCGGUACUGAAGUGGAAUAUCCCGGGCAGAGGAAGAACGGAUACCUAGAAAGCCCGCUUUUUUUCUCUCUUUUUUUGUUUUUGUUUGCGAGGAUACCCUUUCAUUUUUGUCCAUUUGUUAUUCAAGAUGGAUUGAGAAAGGCUCGGAUCGUUCAGCAUUCUUAAUUAGGAGACAGCCGCAUCCGAGACACCGGGUAGGAGGUGUCGUUGGACGGCGAGGGCCCACUGCUGCUUCCCGUGGAACGGAGGACACCGGAGCCGAGAGGGAGGGAGGGAGGGAGGGAGGAAGGGGUACCCCGGGCAGCCUUUACCGGGAGCCAGGGGCUGCGCGGCGGCUCCAUGAGGAGGGAGAGCCCUGCAGAGCCCAGCCGGAGUAGAGAGAGAGAGAGGACCAGUGGUGGGCCAGUUUGGAAGUUUGGAUGCAUAUGAUCACAACCACCAUGAUUUUUAUGAUUCUGGGUGCUUCAUUUGUAAUGGCGAUCGCCUGUUUAAUGGACAUGAACGCACUACUGGAUCGCUUUCACAACUACAUCCUGCCACAUCUGCGAGGGGAGGACCGCGUCUGUCACUGCAACUGUGGGAGACAUCAUGUCCACUACGUAAUUCCAUACGAUGGGGACCAUUCCCUGGUGGACUCUUCAGAGAACUACUUUGUGAGUGACAGUGUGACCAAGCAGGAGAUGGACUUGAUGCUGGGCCUGUUACUAGGCUUCUGCAUCAGCUGGCUCUUACUGUGGUUGGAUGGCGUCCUGCACUGCGCCGUCAGGGCCUGGAGGUCGAGCCGCUACUAUGAUACGCCGUCCUGGUCAUGGCUGCCGCAGUUCUGCAACCUUCGAGAAUUGCGUCGCAGGGCCCAGCUCCGACAGUUGGACGACUCCAGUGGCAACAUGGUGCACAUCAAGCAGAAGCUCUACCACAACGGCCACCCAAGCCCCCGUCAUCUCUGACUCAACAUCAAUACAACAAAAAAACAACCAAAUCUGAGCCCGUCUGUCUAGAAUGCUCCUUACCCUAACCCAAACCUCACGGCAUUGUGGCCUCGCAUAACGUCGCCCUCCGAAAAGCCCUGAAAGAACUUUUCUUGGUCAGAAGCAGGCCAGAGAAAGCCCCAAUUGAAGCAAAAUGGGUCCAACACUUUGGGAGCAGGAACAACAAAAACGGAAAACAUUUUUAAGGGUGUUUUUUCUGUAUAGAGACAUUUUCUGUGUUCAUUGUUUAACUUGGCAUGCUCUUUUAGAACAGGGUACGAUGUGGGCAGUGUUUGAGUUUUUAUUUUGGGUGGGAGAGUUGUUGCUUGGGGGGGUGAAUGCAACUCGGGUGGGUGUUUCUUUGUGAUGUUAGAUUGCUGCUUGUGUACAUAAGUAUAAAUAUGGACCAGGGAUAUUAAAAAUGAGGGGGUGGGGGUUUUGAUGACUUGUUUAUCACUAAUGAUUGGCUUGCUGGCUCCACAUGACAGUAACCGAACAGGACAACAAUGAGUAUGUUUUAAAACUGGAUGUGAAACCAUGUGAAAUUCUGCCCUCAAAAAAGAGACACAGCUGAAUUAGCUUUAUAGUGAAUUAACUGAAUGUAAUAUUUUUUCCUGUAAAUAUGUAAAGGGUCGUGGUUUGGAAGGGGUUAUGGUUUGGGUUCUCUUCGCUACGUUUGUUCAAAUAAUCAGGAGGAACAGAAGUGCUUCCCACUAUCACGUAUGUACACCUUUUGAUUUUCUCACCUUUGUGUUUAUAUGACCUCCAGUUGCCAGGCAUAAUUCACGGAACCCAAACAUGCCCAAUGGGAAAAGUGCAGUUCAGCGCUGGGAACCCUCACCAGACCCCUCUCGCCCACCUCCUCCCUGUCCAGACAUUGCUGUUGUGAGGAUGAAAUGUCUGUUUUAUUAAAAGUGCCAUUGAAGCACAGCAGUGA
Messenger RNA from Corythoichthys intestinalis (scribbled pipefish), 2158 nucleotides. RefSeq names its product transmembrane protein 240a (gene tmem240a). Bases 673 to 1200 code for a protein of 175 amino acids. The record is from RefSeq and is a predicted model, not a curated record. The transcript has 4 exons. Lineage: Eukaryota; Metazoa; Chordata; Actinopteri; Syngnathiformes; Syngnathidae.